Molecule: messenger RNA, 1242 nt
Organism: Amblyraja radiata (thorny skate)
Lineage: Eukaryota; Metazoa; Chordata; Chondrichthyes; Rajiformes; Rajidae
Exons: 2
Coding region: 259-1149 (296 amino acids)
Source: RefSeq, a predicted model, not a curated record
ACAAUGGGAUGGUUCAAUUCCCUGUCAAUCAGGAUCCUGGGCACUGUGAUUAGACUUUGAUCCAGAUUGUGAUUAGUCAGACUUCCUGUCAAUCAGGAUCUUGCCACACCCCACAACCAUUGGGUCACUCACAAACUCUCCCCUCUGUCUUUCUCUCGCUCCUGCAGAGACGAGCUGUUUGCAAAAAGUGAUUCAAAGUUCGAAGGUCUAAGUAGUCUCAGCAGAAUCGGAACACAGGCAGACGGAAACAUUGGAAGCAUGUUCAACGUCGGCAAAUGGCACGAAACGGGCUCCGCCAAGGGUCGAGAUGAAUCAUUUUACCCAUGUGAACACCUACGCUGCAAUCGAUGGGAAAAGAUGCAGUACAGUGUAAAGCCAGACUACAAGGUUCUACGGGCAGGGGAAAGCGACCGGGCUAGCUUCCAGCCGACACACCUGUCCCACGUCACCACCUUUACCGGUGCCCAAGGAAUCUUCUCCAGCGGCACUUUCAGCAGCCACAUUCCGAAGAACAUUGGAGUGAAAGAACAUUUCUCAUGGUGGAGUCCUGAAAUAUCUGAAAAUGAGAAGGAGAGAGAGAAAAACAAGUACAAACAGAUCAUAGAAGCCAAUGCUCGGCCUUCAGACACAAUACAUCAUUUCUUCAACUCUCCUCCUUUCCAAGAGGAAUCUCGAUACGGGAAUUUCAAGUUCACCUACGACAUGAAGAGUCUGUUCGAGAUGUACGAGAACUCGGUGUGUGGCGGCAGGCGAGCCGAGUUCCGGGUCCUGGGCACCUUCAAAUACAAGCAGGAGGUCAUGCACGCCGUGGUGGUGUGUCCCCCCUCGGAUGUUGUUCCCUUGUUCAGCCGCUGCCCCCCCGUUGGCAACGACACCCAGGCGGUCGUUUCCAAAUCCGGCCACGGUUGGAUGUGGAGACCCGAUUCAACCCGAAACAAGUUGAAGCCUUACUGCUGCUGGGAUCACGUCUCCUUGGCUUUCUACCUGCCCCGCGGGAACCCGGAGUUCCCGCUCCCUCCCGGAACCCCGCCAGUCACCUGCUGCAAGGAGUCGGUGCGGAAUCUUCUCCCUCAGUGCAGCAUUACACCGGAGUGGGAAUUUCAUUGGUGCUUGGAGAUAUUGCGAGAGAUCUGGGAAGCGAGUGGCUGAGCUGAAAAUUCACUUACCUCAGAAUUCGUUAGAUAUGUAGGAAAGAACUGCAGAUGCUGGUUUACAUAGAAGAUAGACACAAAAUGCUGGAGU